AUGGCAGAUGAUACAAUCACAGCCUCAGAAUUCGCCACAAGAUUAAGAGAGCAUAUACGCCAAUUGAGACCAACAAUGCCCAGAAACCAGCUUGGAAGACACUCGUUCGUUUUUGCGGAGCUAGACAAGUGCACGCAUGUAUUCUUACGCAAUGAUACUGUGCGUAAACCACUGCAGCCACCAUAUGACGGACCAUAUCUGGUAGUCAGUAGGGAUACCAAUACUUUCCGCAUAAUGAUUAACGGUACACCCACCACAGUUGCAGUGGACCGUAUCAAGCCUGCAUUUCUGGACGCAACAGACACCACAGCUACCACUGAACACAAACCAGAGAAGACAGGAGAAGCUACAAGAUGUGUUCCUAUACCCCAUGAACACCACAACCCUCAGCGAACACCAGUCACUGCAACACCAAGACCGACGUUGAGGACUACUACGCCACUCCCUGACACAACCACUGACACACGUGACGCACCGCCCGGUUUCAAGAAAGAAGUAGUUACAAGAGCUGGACGGCGUGUGAAAUUCAAUCUGCGGUAUCGUUAA
Schistocerca piceifrons (Central American locust) is the source of this 546-nucleotide messenger RNA. RefSeq lists its product as uncharacterized. Bases 1 to 546 code for a protein of 181 amino acids. NCBI's taxonomy places the organism in Eukaryota, Metazoa, Arthropoda, Insecta, Orthoptera, Acrididae. The transcript has a single exon. The record is from RefSeq and is a predicted model, not a curated record.